Messenger RNA from Labeo rohita (rohu), 2466 nucleotides. RefSeq names its product MAF1 homolog, negative regulator of RNA polymerase III b (gene maf1b). Gene Ontology annotation, biological process: negative regulation of transcription by RNA polymerase III. Gene Ontology annotation, molecular function: RNA polymerase III core binding. The transcript has 8 exons. The coding region runs from base 548 to 1285 and encodes 245 amino acids. Gene Ontology annotation, cellular component: nucleus. The record is from RefSeq and is a predicted model, not a curated record. Lineage: Eukaryota; Metazoa; Chordata; Actinopteri; Cypriniformes; Cyprinidae.
GAGGCUGCUAAGAGGCGUGGCUUUACACUGUUUUCGGAUAUAGAGACUGUUGGUGGAUGUUUACGAGAUUUUCACUAACGUAAGACAAGAAACAGAAGACAUAAUCGUUAACGAAAGGUCAUAAGUGCCAAUUUAAGCGUCGGUUGAUCGAGUCGCGUCAUUUAAACCGACGCUUAUAUCGUUUUCAGAAGGUAAAUUUGUUCUAGGUCAAGUAAGGGGAUGCUGCUGCAGUCGCUGCCUUGGAGCUCGACACAAUCGCUGAAUUUUAUGUUGCGUUUAGUCGAAAUAAGUAGCUUUGCGGUAAGAGAAAACGCCAGCAGAAUAUGUCAGUCUCGACCGAGUCAUUUUCAAAUAUACUGAAUUUACAUUGUACAACGUAUUUUAUUGUUAUCCCACAUCGCGCUUAGACGCCAAAGCGUUUUGGCUUGUAUUGUGUUGUUAGUUGGACAACAACUCAUUAAACCGAGCUGUCUGUGAGCCGAACUUGGUACUCUGUUCGCCCAGAAUUUUUUAGUUGGAAAGUGGCAGUACAACAGUAACUAAAGCUAUGAAGCUUUUAGAGAAUUCCCGCUUUGAGGCAUUGAGCUCCCAGCUGUGUGUUGAAACUGGAGAUGCUAAUAUCCUUGGCAGGAUCGAGAGUUACUCGUGCAAGAUGGCUGGUGAUGACAAGCACAUGUUUAAGCAGUUUUGUCAGGAGGGGGAGCCACAUGUUUUGGAAGCUCUGUCACCCCCUCAAUCCAGCAGUGCUCCGAGUCCUAACCUAUUGGGGAAGAGUGGAGAGGAUGGAGAAAACCCACUCAGUGAUAAGUGUUGCAGGAAGACCUUGUUCUACCUUAUCACAACCUUGAACGAGUCGUUCCGGCCUGAUUACGACUUCAGUGCUGCCCGUGCCCAUGAGUUCAGCCGAGAACCCAGCGUUAACUGGGUGGUUGACUCCGUUAACAGCAGCCUUUAUUCUGCUGUGGGGGAGCAGUUUAACUCUUUAGGCCCAGAACUAUGGAAUGCCAUUGACCAAGAGAUAAACCUGCAGGGUUGUGACAUCUAUAGCUACAACCCAGACCUUGACUCUGACCCCUUUGGUGAGGAAGGCAGCCUGUGGUCCUUCAACUACUUCUUUUACAACAAAAAGCUUAAGCGCAUUGUAUUCUUCACCUGCCGCUCAGUCAGUGUUCUCAGUAGUUAUGGUCGCUGUGGCCUUGAUAAUGAGUUGGACAUGGAGCUGGAUGAUGAGGAGGAAUUGGACAGCUUCAUGGAAGACAGGUUUCCCCGAGCACUGUGCGUCUAAAGCUUUCUCAGGGAUGACAACCUGCGCUUCAGCCAAAGGGCCUCGCACCUAACUUUGCACCUAAUUUCUUCUUACUUUUUUGAGGAAAAAAAAAAAUCAAAACUUUAUUUUCUGGGUUUUUUUCAUAAAUGUGUUAAGUUGGUUUUUUUUUUUUUUUUUUUUUUUUUUUUUUUUUUUUUUUGUUUUUUUUUUUCUUUGGUUCACGGUGGACUGAGGAGGGAAAAUAAUAAGACUUUAAUUUUUACACUUCCCAUUUGCCUUUAAAGGAGAUCAUAGACUGUGGCUGAGAAGUAUUCCAAGAGCGCUGCUGUACAAGGUUUGAUAUGGACUCAUUUAGGCACUGGCAAGGCUGAGACAAAAAAAAUACCCCACUGGAAACCAGCUCCACCUAGGAGUGAAUAAAAGUCACAUUCAGUCACCAGCAUUUUGACAGCAGAGAUUUUUAAACACUUUGGAAAACAAAGACUGCAUACCCUCUGGAUUAAUUUAAUCUGUUUAAUUGCAUGUUGUUGUUGUUUUUUGUUUUUUUUUUGUUGUUGUUUUUUUAAAAGCUGUGUAAGGUUUGAAGUUUGUCUAUGUGAGUUGUCAUUAAUGUGGUCUGUAGUCUGAGUGUAUGAAAGCUUGUUGUGUGUUUUAUGUUUUUUUUUUUUUUUUUUUGUCAAAUAUUUUUAUCAAAACCAACUAACAGGUACUCUCCCCCACCCCCUCCACUCUACAUGUGUUUCUUGGGAUUUGAAGCAAUGAUCCUGCAGUUGGUAGCAUUGUGCUCUAGACAUUUUAGACUUCUUUUUCCUCACAUCUUUAUAUAAGGUUGAACUAUACAGCUUUUUGGUAAACUUAUUUUAACUUCAUGUAUUUUAGAAUACACUGCACUGAUUUUUAUUAUUGUUAUUAAUUGUCUGCAGUUUUCACUUUUGUUGCUGCAAUUUUUUUGGCGUUCUGUAAAAUGGGCUUUGCUAUGAGUUUACAUAGCUGAAUGGUAAACAUGCAAACCAAAUAUUGUUGAAGCUUUCAAGCUGGUUUUUCCAAAUCUGUCCAUUUUUCAUAAUGUGUUUUUUUUUUUUUUUUUUUUAAAUAACACCCUAAUGUGGAAAGAAAAAUGUGAAUGGACUCUGUUCUUUUAUUGAUUUAAAUCAACAUGACGAUUAAGCAUCUGUGACAAUAAAACCAUGCUUGUUUGA